This is a messenger RNA of Fusarium coffeatum, 1572 nucleotides long. RefSeq lists its product as uncharacterized. Lineage: Eukaryota; Fungi; Ascomycota; Sordariomycetes; Hypocreales; Nectriaceae. Gene Ontology annotation, cellular component: i-AAA complex. Gene Ontology annotation, molecular function: misfolded protein binding. The record is from RefSeq and is a predicted model, not a curated record. Bases 1 to 1572 code for a protein of 523 amino acids. Gene Ontology annotation, biological process: protein quality control for misfolded or incompletely synthesized proteins. The transcript is spliced from 2 exons.
AUGUCGGUCUCAGCGGUUGCUUCGCUGAGGCCUCUUCGCGGGAGAUGCUGGCAGCAUGCAACCUCUGGCCUGCUCUCCGUCCAGCUCCGGUCGCGAACCGCCACUGUCUACUUCCGCACCGUUAUCGAUCUCCGAUUAGAUCAGCAUCGAUUCCAAACGACGAACUCGUCUAAUAGACAGCAUGAUAGGGAUUUGGAAGCCAAGAAGGAUCAGUUGCCGAAGAAGAACCAACCACCGACGCAGCCACAGAUCACAUUUCGUCAAUUCGCUGGCCGGGCUCUUGCUGCUGGUCUUCGCAGUCUUGCAGUUGCCAUGAGCCCGACUGGUAUCAAAACUGCUUAUAGACAAAAUCCAGGUACCACCACACUGGGAAUCUUUGUUCUGGGUGUAGUAUCUAUCAUCGGCGCAUAUACCGUUUACCUCUACUUCAACUACUUUUACCAUUACCAAUUCACGAGAUACCCUAAGCCUAUCGCAAACUCUCUGCGACGUGCCUUAUACUACACCAACAUCAAUCCCGAUGCCGAACUAGCUCUUAAGUAUUACAAGCGUGCUAUGGACCAAUGCGCUGAGCAUGGCUUGGACCCUUACUCUGACGAGGUUCUGGGUAUUCGAAUUCAGACCUCCUACUGGCUCGAGAAGAUUACAAACUAUAAUGGAUGCUUGCAGGUGUUGGAGGGUAUCCUCGCCGAUUGCAACAGGUGGAUUAGUGUUAUGGAGCAAUCAGUUAAGGAGGGCAAGGUCAGCGAUGAAGGUAGACUUAUCAAGCCAGCAUCAGAGACCCCCGAGACCUCGUCAAGUCAAGUCACCACCGUCGCUGCAUCUACCCCAGAGCAAGGAAAGCCUGAAGAGGAGGAGGAGGCGCCCGAAAGCCUAUGGCAUAAGAGGCAGCGCAUCCUCGCCAAGACUGUUGGGAUUGCUAUCAAGCUCGGAGAAUUGUAUGCUGAUGAGCACGUUCUCGACCCUGACAACUCUCAAAAGCACCUCAUCUGGGCUGUCGAAACAGCCUUGAAGGAGGCUCGUCGCCGAAAAGCCGAAGGUGUCAAGCCCAGUGAGGGUGACUGGCUGAGCCCUGGACAAAUGGGUGGCGCUAUGGAGUCGCUUGGCCGUGACUACGAACGCAAAAACCAGUUCCAUCUUGCAAUUCCUCUGUUUUUCCAGGCUCUUCGUCUUUGCGAAACGCCCUGCCACCGCCCUAUUAUCAUGAACAACUUGGCCGCCAGCUUUGCUCAACAUCCCAUCUUUGUCCCCGCCAACAGCGAGCCCUCUGACAUGAUCAAGGAGUUGCACGACCCUGCCAUGCCUGCUACUCGAAAGGAGUGCCUGGAGGCUGCGCAGAACUGGGCCAAGAACGCCUACAAACAUGCUAAGGACGUUACAGGCGACGAGCGCACAGCCGAGUGUGAUGAGGCGUGUGCUGUUGCUUUGUGUAACUGGGGCGAUGUCGCCGCCAUGCUCGGCAAUAAUGACCUAGCUCGCAAGAAGUACAAGCAGUGUAUCGAAAUGGCUGGCAAGCUCGGCUUCCCUGACGCAGUAAAGCAGGCCCGCUCAGGACUCGCAAAGCUGCCUUGA